CCAGGUUUACCAGCCUCCACAACCGGCUCCAACAGCUCAAAUCAUUCACCCCUCACCCCGCCAUUUACCACGCCAAUUCUCGCAUUCCCACCAGCCUGCAUGUUCGAGAUUACUGCUGUCACAACUUUUGCGUUUGCGUCCGACAUCGCGCAAUGUCGCCUGGGCUGAAGCCCCUGAUCUUACCACAGCUCGUGGAGCAGCGGAAGCUUGGGAAUGACAUGGCCGAUGGCGACCAAACCUACAGCUACUACACGAAUCACUCGUCUUCCUCCUCGUCCGACCUCGCCUCGCCCUCGCCAAUAACACCCACAUUCACUCGCAACGGCUAUUCGCGCUACUCGGCUUCGACCUCUUCCCUGGAGCAGGUAGCCUCCUCGUGCCAUGACAACACCACCUCGCCUGCGCAGCUUUCGCAUACGUCCAAGGGCAGCAAAUCCCAGCUCCCCGACGUGCAGGAGGAUCCAUUGAGGGAGGAUGAGGAUAUAACGGUCCUUGCCAGCCAUUAUGAGCUCUAUGGUUGCUUGUGCGACGAGCCCUGCGUCCACCGUAGCGCCGACUCAGUCCAAACGACCGUCCAAUACCUCGGAACGGACAUCGACUAUGAUAUCGGCUUUCUGAGUGAUGGCGACUUGGAUGCAACAAGCCCACGGUCCAAGAGGAGGCGGAAUGGCUCAGAAUCAACAUUCACCGGUUGGAGCAGGCAGCUCGGAUCAAGAUUCCCGACCCUUACACGGUGGAAAUCGGUCGGCAGACGCAACGACUUGACCUUCUCUCCCGCCUCUGAGCCAUCGCUAGAUCACCGACCGAGCGUCUCCCGGACCGUCUCCCGGGCCGCUUCAAGCAGCUCAUCGUCUAUUUCUAUGCUGGGCCGUCGAAUGCCGGAUUUCAGCCGGGAAUUUCCACCGACCCCUGCGCUGUCUGUUUAUGGCAGCACAGACAGUAUUGUGCUUUCGUCCGUGUUCGACGUGGAGAACGCGAGUGUCAGGAAGGAUAUCGAGCGCGACCGUGCCAUGGCCGCGACUCCGCUCCUACCGCCUCUCCUCACCGAUCAGCUGCCGGCCUCUACAUGCUCGUCACUUCAGGCUUCGCCGUUGCAAUCCCCAACUGUGGCCCCCUCGGUUCCCUCUCCCAUUCUUGAGGCGCCUUCGCCAAACCCGAACCUCACGCCGCCUCUCAGCAACAAGCCCUCGGUGUCCUCGUUUCGUCCGGUGCCUACCAUGACUUUUGCUGCCGCCACCUCUCCGACGGGCGAGACAGCUUCGCCGAUCCCAAACCUGAUCGAGCACGACAAGUGGUCUGAUUGUCUUGGUCAUGCCAACUUUACCAUCCUUCCCCGCCCCCAUCAGCCGGCAGCGACCAACCUCCAGGCCCUGUCGCUGCUGCGUGCGGAUUGGGACCUGGCAAGGAUCAACUACACCAAGCAUCUGGUCCGGACGGGCGAGCACUACGGAACAACGUCCAACACUUACGCCCUCACUCAAGCGAAGUGGACCGAGAUCGAGGGCGAGUGGCACUCGAUAGAGGACGACCUCAUUGAGCGCAUUGUCCAAAACGGCAACGACGAGGCCUUGGCUGCACUCAUGCGGCGUACGCAGGAAGAUGGUCUCCCAACCGACAUUCCAAGGAUACUGGACGCUGAGGGCAAGUUCCCCGAGCGUGGCGAUGUCGACAUUGUCGGGCCCAUGCAACGGGACGCGGUCAUGCUUCGAUGCGCCCCGGACGACAAGAAGAAUGUCAGCGCCUGGCUGAAGAACCUCGCCGAAAAGGUCGGCCUACGGAAAUGACCAGCACGUCACGCAGCCCUCAAACCCACCCUCACCUCACGAGCAAGCAUUUUAUGUGUAUUCGAUGUCACGACGAUAUGAAACCCCUCAAGACAUAGACUUCAUCGUAUCCUGUCGCAACUUUUUUUUCACUCUUCCCCCCAUUUCUUUCUUUUCCUUUCCUUUCCUAUUUUUCUUUUCUUUUUUUUCUUACCUCCGAUUCAAAGAUACCCAGCCAACUCGUGCCGCUCAUUUCGUUCUGUGUCACUGGCCUGGACAAGUACCAGGGCCAAGCACAUUGUUAUUUCUUAUGUACCGGCGAGG
Messenger RNA from Phialemonium atrogriseum, 2087 nucleotides. RefSeq lists its product as uncharacterized. Lineage: Eukaryota; Fungi; Ascomycota; Sordariomycetes; Cephalothecales; Cephalothecaceae. Bases 153 to 1784 code for a protein of 543 amino acids. The transcript has 2 exons. The record is from RefSeq and is a predicted model, not a curated record.